AUGACGGCCUGCCGCCUGGUCUGGCGCAUCGGCGGCAAGACCUGCUCGCGCUGCCCGACCGGCGGCGCGCCCGGCGGCGCGCCACCCUGCCCCGCGGGAGACGUGGCCGCCGUCACACUGCUGGGCGACGUGGGCGAGGGCAGCAUGUCCGCCGAGGUCGCCGGCGGUCAGGCCAUCUACGUGACCCGGGGCUUUACCGUGGGCUACCAGCCGGCGCACAUGUCGACGCUGCCGGACGGCGCCCGGAUCGACAAGUUCAGGGCGUUUGCGGGCGGCGGCUUCUUCAACACCCUCGGUGGGAUGUACGGCUGGGCCGUCUGCGGCGACGGCGUCACGAAGCAGCUGCACGUCAAGAACUCGACCAAUGCCAACGAGCUCAAGAACUGCGUCGGGAUCAAUCUCAGGGUCGAAGAUUAUGAUGGCCCGGGUGCGUUUCAGUACAUCUAA
Akanthomyces muscarius is the source of this 447-nucleotide messenger RNA. RefSeq lists its product as uncharacterized. The record is from RefSeq and is a predicted model, not a curated record. Lineage: Eukaryota; Fungi; Ascomycota; Sordariomycetes; Hypocreales; Cordycipitaceae. The coding region runs from base 1 to 447 and encodes 148 amino acids. The transcript has a single exon.